Messenger RNA from Caenorhabditis sp. 36 PRJEB53466, 1848 nucleotides. NCBI's taxonomy places the organism in Eukaryota, Metazoa, Nematoda, Chromadorea, Rhabditida, Rhabditidae. The record is from the annotation of a GenBank genome assembly.
AUGGGAGGUCAUUUGUCGCACUUGGAACGAGAAGAACACCCCGAGAAGUUGGACGCAUCGUGCGGACCCAUCAGAGGCAAUGUUUACACGCAUGUGAGUCGGUUUCCACUGAAACGUUAAUGAUUUCCCGGCUUCUAGGAUGAUAAAAUCGUCGACGGAUACCUGGGGAUUCCUUUUGCAAAGCCUCCGAUCGGAGAGUUGAGGUUCAAGAAACCGGUGCCGGCGGAGGUGUGGACUGAGACCAGGGACUGCACGAAAUACGGUCCGAGAUGUCCGCAAUCGGGAGGGUUCGCCGAAAUGAUUCAUUUCGAUCCGGACGACGGAGCCGACGAGGCACAAUGUCUGACGAUUAACGUCUUCGCGCCGAGGUGGAAGUCGGAGGAGUUUCCGAACGGAAGACCCGUCAUGAUCUACAUUCACGGCGGAGGAUUCGAAAUUUCCGCCUCCCGAGAGUAUUGUGAUUAUUCGAUUUCUGGGUGAGAUUUGAGAAGGCAUCAAUUCGAAGUUGUCAAUUGUAAACUUUCCAGAACGCUCCCACUGAAGGACGUCGUCAUGGUCACCCUGAACUAUCGUGUCGGAAUCCUCGGAUUCUUCACCACUGGCGACGAGCAUUGCCGUGGAAACUUUGGACUGUGGGACCAGACACUUGGGCUCAAGUGGGUGCAGAAGCACAUUGCGUCUUUUGGAGGCGAUCCCCAGAAUGUGACAGUCUUCGGACAAAGUGCCGGCGGAGUCAGUGUUGAUCUUCUGUCGCUGAGCCCACACUCGAGAGGUAAAAGAGAAGAGGAGCUCAUCGACGACAACUGAAAAUGAGCUGUGUUGUUUCAGAUCUAUUCCACAAAGUCGUUCCAAUGUCUGGCAACGCCCUGUGCGAGUUUGCAUGCCGAACCGCCAAAAACGAAGCGAAAGCGUGUCUCGCCUACCUCCGUCAUAUCGGCUAUUCGGGAAGCGGCGAGUCGCAAGAAGUGCUCAAGUGGCUCAGCAACAAGCCCAUUCACGAAAUGGCCAAAAUGAACGGGUUCGUCCUGCCGAUCAACGGUAUGUUCAUCUACGAACCCAACAUUGACGGCGAUUUCCUUCCCAAACCGCUGGACGAGCUGAGGAAAGAGGCUCCGAAGAAGGCGGUGAUGCUCGGCGUGACGGAGCACGAAGGCCUCUUUUUCUGGUUGACAAAAGAUGCGAGAGCGACGGACGAGGUGCUGAGGGACUCGAUUGCGGCGUUGUACAAAGAGGACACGGGCGAGCAUUACGAGGCGGUCAGGAAAAGCGUCUAUGAGUUCUACACGAAAGGAGUGGAUACAAGAGACGAGAAGCGUAUGAAGGAGCGCCUGAAUGAAGUGGGUUUUAAACAUUUAAAUUCAGGGUAAGAUCAAGUUUAUUCUUCUUCAGUUCUUCGGAGACGCUCUCUUCAAUGCGGGAGCCAUCGACACAGCACAAGCGAGUCUCAAGUACGGCAACGACGUCUGGUUCUACGUAUUCGACUACUGUAACCCGUCCGGAUUCGGAAGUCUCGCCGAGAUGAUGCCGUUCGUCGGUCCGACGCACUGUACGGAUCUUCGAUACGUGCUCGGGGAGGGGCUUUACAGCAGCUUCCAGCCAAACGAAGCGGACUGGAAAAUGAUCGACAAAAUGACGACGAUGUACACGAAUUUUGCAAAGUACGGAAAUCCGAACGAGAGAGGAUCGAGCGAGUGGGAACCGUACAGUCUGGAGACGCCGGAAAGACACUAUCGGAUUGGGUAUCCGCGCGGAGAGAUGCGCAACGAGUAUCAUAAGGGCCGGUGGGAGUUUCUCAAAAAGAUCAGGGCGGGCAACAAGGCUUUGCAGGCGGUUGUCUUUGGAAAAUAA